Molecule: messenger RNA, 1635 nt
Organism: Toxotes jaculatrix (banded archerfish)
Lineage: Eukaryota; Metazoa; Chordata; Actinopteri; Toxotidae
Gene: slc22a3
Product: organic cation transporter 2
Exons: 11
Coding region: 1-1635 (544 amino acids)
Biological process (GO): transmembrane transport
Cellular component (GO): membrane
Molecular function (GO): transmembrane transporter activity
Source: RefSeq, a predicted model, not a curated record
AUGGCAAAUGUAGACAAACUCAUCGAGCACAUAGGAAACUUUGGGCCUUUCCAGAAGAAGAUUGCCAUACUUGGUUCAUUUCCGUUGAUAGUAUUUGCUUUUGUACUUGUCGGAGUUGUUUUCCUAGGGCACACUCCAGAUCACUGGUGCUGGAGUCCUGGGUCUGAGCGCCUCCAGGAGGAAUGUGGCUGGACAGAGGUCGAGGUACGGGAAGUUACUGUUCCCCGCUCUGAACAGUCAGGAUCAUUCAGGCGCUGUGAGAGGUUUGAUGUGGACUGGAGCACAAGCCAAAACAAAUGCAACAAACUUGACUGGCUGUUGACUUCUAAUGGAACCCAGUUGGUGCCUUGUGACAAUGGAUGGGUGUUUGAUAAAAGCCACAGCACUAUUGUUUCUGAGUUCUCAUUGGUCUGUGAGAAAUCCUGGCUCGCUGACCUGAAUCAAGUUUCCCUGGCAUGUGGAUUUUUCAUUGGCUCUUUUGUCACCGGCUACAUGGCUGACAGGUUUGGCAGAAAGCCGUGUUUGACGGCAUCCAUGCUUGGCCUCGGUAUCUCUGGUGUAGGGGUCAUGCUGUCGCCAUGGUACCCGCUGCUGCUCAUCUUUAGAUUUUUACAAGGGUUUUUUGGAAAGGGAGCGUGGACGGCCACCUAUGUACUUGUGAUUGAGUUCUUUGGAUCAGACAACAGGAAAUUUGUGUCCAUGAUGAGCCGGACUUUCUACUCUAUUGGCAUGGUCAUCCUGCCUGGUCUUGCUUACUUCCUGUCUUCCUGGAGGACUCUGCAGUUGGUCAUGAGUGCGCCCUGCUUUCUGUUUAUUUCAUACCACUGGCUUGUUCCUGAAUCUCCACGCUGGCUGUUAUCGCAAAAAAGAACUACAGAGGCCAUGAGAGUUACUGCGAACAUUGCAAAAUGCAAUGGGAGAAAUUUACCACAUAAUCUUCCAGAGAUAAUUCUUUUGGAGGAAAAGAAAGAAGUAAAUCCUGUGUCAGUUAUGGAUUUGUUUAGGACACCAAAUAUAAGAAAAAACACACUCAUUUUAACUUAUGCCUGGUUUACCAGCACCGUUGUGUUUCAAGGCCUGGUCCUGCGGCUUGGGAUCACAGGCGAAAACCUCUUGUUAGAUUUCUUCAUUUCUGCUGUGGUGGAGCUUCCCACCGGCCUCAUCUUCUACCUGAUGGUCGACAGAGUCGGCCGACGUUCCCUCAUGGCCAUCGCCAAUUUCAUUGCUGGCAUUGCCUGCCUCACAGUCCCCUUCGUCUCCAUGGACUUUGCCUGGUUGAAAAAGUUGAUUGCAAUCAUCGGGAGGCUUGCCGUUGCCAUUGGAUUUGAGACUGUGAACUUUGCAAACACAGAGAUGUAUCCGACACCUCUGAGAAAUUUGGGCGUGUCAGUGUGUUCAUCAGCCAGCGACAUCGGAGCUAUAGCAGCCCCAUUUCUGCUCUACAGACUGGCCAGUAUCUCACAGGAGCUGCCUCUUUUUCUUUAUGGUGUGAUGUCGGUGCUGUACAGUGGACUGGUGACGAUGUUGCCUGAGAUGAGUGGAGUCGCCCUGCCAGAGACCAUAGAGGAAGUAGAAAAUUUAAGAGGGGGGAAAGACAAGUCAAAGGACACAGAGGGAAACAGCAUGAUAAUAUGA